AUGAUCAAGGAUACGCUUGAUUUAGUUGAUAGUGUGCGACUAGCUGCUGUUUGUAAAAAUUGGUGGCUUGCAUCGACAUGCGAUCCCACGAAGCUUCAAUGUGCUAGGGACAACCUAGUGUGGAUUACGCAAUACAGCGACUACGACAGCAUUUCACAGGAGUUCAUUUGUCUAUCAAGAGAUGAAAAGUAUACCACAGACCUGCCAGAAUUUUAUAGAUCGGUUAAAAUUAAAAUGCCAGAUGUAGAAGAUACAUCCAGUCCAUAUGAUGGCUCUUUUUCCAUAGUUGAUGGUUAUCCUCACCAUGUUGUCCUUUUUAAGCAAACUUUUCUCGUGAACCUCAAAGUAGCAUAUCCAGGAGAUAAAAGCUGGAGUCAGCAUUGCUAUGCUGGUCAGAGGAUGGAAAUUGAUAGCCGUGCUGGACUUACUGUUGGGGAUCAUGUGUAUUGCUUUGAUAUAUGUGGAGUAAGUUGGAUGCGCCUCGUGGUGUCGCAUGAAGGAGAGAUCAUGAAAGUUGUGCCGAAAGAGUCUAAUGCUCGCAGUUUGAAAAUCUAUAGCUAUUCUGUGAAAGGGGAGGGGUCGAAAGUUUACGUCCUUCAAGCAAAAAGAAAUCUCAGAAUUGUUAGGGCACUUUGUGGCUAUCAAAUUGAGGUUUAUAAUCUCAAAGACGGCAGCAAAGAGAUUCUUUCUCAGGAUGUCUACCUGCCAUCUCCAGAGUGGGUUGAUAUGGGAUGA
Messenger RNA from Dovyalis caffra, 735 nucleotides. NCBI's taxonomy places the organism in Eukaryota, Viridiplantae, Streptophyta, Magnoliopsida, Malpighiales, Salicaceae. The record is from the annotation of a GenBank genome assembly.